Molecule: messenger RNA, 2985 nt
Organism: Chlorella variabilis
Lineage: Eukaryota; Viridiplantae; Chlorophyta; Trebouxiophyceae; Chlorellales; Chlorellaceae
Exons: 8
Coding region: 1-2985 (994 amino acids)
Source: RefSeq, a predicted model, not a curated record
AUGGCGGGCCCAGGAGGGAGCUCCGACUUGGACCUGCCUGACUGGAACGUGGCGUUCAAGGAGGACAGCUUCGACUGCUCCCCAGUGAAGCAGCCGCUGGUGCAGGUAUCCCUGAAGGAUGGCAACACGCAGCGCGUGAGCGCGUUGGGUCGCCCUGGCGCGGCGGCGGCGGCGCCAGCACUCAAGCCAUUGGUGGCAGCGCCGGCGCCGGCGGCACAGCCGGAGGCCGCAGAUUGCAACGCAGAGAACGAGCAUGCCGCCUCCACCUCGGCCGCGGCGGAGCCACCUCGCAGCGUACGGCGCACCCACACCCCCAGCCGCACCGGGCUGACCAGCCGGGCGGUGCGGCUGCCCAGCCGGCUGGGCGUCACCCCGGGCGCCAAGCAGGCGGAGCAGUUCGUGGUGCCGCACUCGACGCAGGCAGGCGCCACCGUGGCUGCCGCACCGGCUACUGCUGGCGGCGCCGGUGCCAACCUCAAGUCCAUCCUAAAGCGCCUCAACUUCUCCACCACCAAGGGCCGGGGCACGGCGGCAGCAGCAGCAUCGGCUGCGCCGCCGCCCAGCGCCUCUGCAGCCCAGCUGCACCCCCAGAGCACCAUCAAGCAGCUGCGCUUUGACGCAGGCACCACACCCGCCGCGGCCGGCACGGCAGCCAAGCUCUCCCACCACCGCCACGUCACGUUUGACGCCGGGACCGUCAGCCCCACGCAGCGCAGCGGGCCCGAUGUGUCGGGCGUGGCGGCGCUGGCCCACAGGACUCCCGAGCCCGCCAUCCCUGAGGAGGAAGGUGGCAGCGGCGACGAGCAGCCGGCGGGCAGCAGCGUGAACAGCAACCGUGCGGGGCACACGCCGUACGACCGCCGCCUCUCCUCGCUGUUCCGCAAGUAUCAGGAGGCGGGCACGCCUGAGCUGCCUGAUGCCGAGCUGGAUGCGCUGGUGGCUGAUGGCGCGGUGCGGUCGCCCUCCUGGAGGCGCCUCUCCUCUGCUUCAGUGCCUGAGUCCAUCCGGGAGCUGGCCAAGAGAUAUGACAGCCACAGCAGCGCUGGCAGCAUGAUGAGCCCGCUGGCAGCCGGCCCCACGCCGCCGCCCGCCACCGCUGACCCAGCGGGCAAUGAGGCUGCCAUGGAGGAGGCGGGCGCCUCCACGCCCAUGCCCGCGGCGCCAGGCGGCGCCCUGGAGGGCAGCCCUGCCAUGGACCCCACACCGCACAAUGUGGUGGACAGCGUGAUGAAGCGCAAUGCGCUGUACGAGAGCCCGCCCGUGCAGGGUGGCGAGCAGCGGCAGGGCGGCGCGGCAGGGGCGGCGCCGGCGCCUGCCGCCGCAGCCCGCCAGCCGCUGUCGCCGGCCUCGGCUGUGGCGCAGCUCCUGGCUCCCGUGCUGGUGGCUACCAUCGCCGAGAUCCAGCAGGACGAGGCGGCGGCUGCCAGCCCCGGCAGCGCUGGCGGCGGCCUCCCCAGCCCAGCAGCAGAGUUUGGCUCCCCUCACCUGCACGCCGAGUCAGGCACCCCAGGCGCUUCCGGCGCCCGGUCUGCCUGCGACGGAGUGCCGCGGGACGCCGACGGCGUCCCCGCGCACACCCCCACCACCGUCACGGUGCGGCGCGGCAGCUGCUCCAGCGGGCUGCGUGCGAUGGAGCAGGACGAUGACCUGGCGGCCAACCUCUUCUCCAGCUUCAGCCCUGCUGGGGAUGGCGGCGAUGGCGGCGCCGUCAGCCGCCCAGGGGAGGAGCCGGCUGCGGCGGCUGCUGGCCCUGCCGCCACCGCACAGGAGGCUGCCGGCAGCCCUGAGUUCAGUUUCUUCCCCGCUGCCACCUCCCACAAGCAGCAGGCGGCGGCAGAGGCGGCGGCUGCCGGCGGCACGCCGGAGCUGCCCGUGCUGCACGGCCCCGGCGGCUCCACCAUCUCACCCGAGAUCCUGGGCUUCUACGAGAGCCAGGCCCAGCAGGCGCGGGCUGGCGACAGCGCCGGCGCCGGUGCCAGCCACGCCGGCGCAGGCCCAGCAAUCCCCAGAUCCAUCAUCAAAUCUGGGCGGCCCCUGAACGAGGCGGGCACACCGGUGCUGGGCCACGCGCGGCGCGGGGGCGCCGACGGCGCGCCGCCCACCAUCACCCGAGAGCUGCAGGCGCUGAUGGCAGACCUGCGGCUGGAGGACCCCGCGGGCAUUGAGCAGAUGGGCACCGUGCCGGCACUCAGCCCGGUGCGGGCCGGCGGCAGCCGCAUGCGCGGCUUGCUGGGCGGGCUGGCCCGCGCCAUCACGCCGGUGCGCCGUUCAGCGCGCAAGAUGGCGCACGCGCCGCCGCGGCCGCUGGAGGCGAUGCUCGAGGAAGCCGACUUUUCGUAUGUGCCCAAUGCCGCGCUGAUGCCGGACAGUGCCCAGCCCAAGGUGGAGGAGGCGGAGGCCAAGGCGGCCAGGAAGGCAGCCAGCCAGGCCACCGAGCCGUCCCUGGCGGGCACGCCCGCGGCGGGGGUGCAGCGGCCAGAGGUGUCCAGUGCGGCAGCCAGCCGCCGCUACAGCACACGCAGCGCAGCACGGGCCGCCGGGGCUGGGACACAGGAUGGGCAGAUGCAGGGGGAGGCUGAGGUGGCUAGCAUCCCUGGGGCAGAGGUGCAGCCGGUACUGGACGGCAGGCGGUUGAGCCUGCGCCGCCUGCGCACCCCGCUGCAGCAGGCGCACACCUGGGCGGCGGGCGAGGCCGCCACGCCGCAGGCCACGGUGCUGGCUGCCGACACGCCCGUGGCGCAGGAUGCCUCGCCUAGCUUCGCCGAGAACGGUGCCGACCGCUCAUACAGCCUGCGUGCCAGCACGGUGAAGAAGAGGAAGGGUGGCAGCACGCCGGCAGCCGCGGUGACUCCCGCCACCAGCGGCGCUGGUGCCGGCAAGGAGCAGCGGGCCACCCCCAGCCCGCCGCCCCAGCUGAGCCCCACGGAACAGGGCAUCCGUGCCUCGCUGCGCCGCUCCGCCCGCAAGAGCCAGGGGCCCAGAUGA